AUGUUUAAAGGAAAUCGCCGCGGGGGAGGAGGAAGUGGUAGUUCGCCCGGACGCUUUGCCCAGAUUCCCAUUUUCCGUUUUGACGACAACCCUUUCCUUUUUUUUACCGCGUUGCAUUUCCUCCGUGAGCAGCGUAUGAAGGAUCGCCGCGCUGGUGUCGUGUUCCGCCUCCAUCAAGGCAUCGACGUCAAUCACCUCAAUCUUCUCUUCCUUCGCCUCUUUCUUUACACGUGGUUUGGCUUCACGUUUCCCAUUUUUCGUUUUCAACUCUCCUAUCGACCGCCGUCCUUCGGGAUUCGUCAACUCCGCAUCGUGAUUGAGGGAGCUAUUUGGAGGGGUUUCCUGCGCGGUCGAAAUCCCUUCAGUCUCCUCUGCCCGUCGAUAUUGGAGAAUAGUCUGCGCGAUCUCGCAGCGAUGACGUUUUUCCUGCCUCGCGCGAAAGGCCUCGGGGUCAGUGUCGUCAGAAUACCGCAUUCGCCGCGAGCGGAUGUCCGCCCGUGA
Messenger RNA from Phytomonas sp. Hart1, 501 nucleotides. Lineage: Eukaryota; Euglenozoa; Kinetoplastea; Trypanosomatida; Trypanosomatidae. The record is from the annotation of a GenBank genome assembly.